This is a messenger RNA of Aplosporella prunicola CBS 121167, 1215 nucleotides long. RefSeq lists its product as uncharacterized. Gene Ontology annotation, cellular component: plasma membrane. Gene Ontology annotation, biological process: transmembrane transport. The annotation marks the transcript as partial. Lineage: Eukaryota; Fungi; Ascomycota; Dothideomycetes; Botryosphaeriales; Aplosporellaceae. The transcript is spliced from 4 exons. The record is from RefSeq and is a predicted model, not a curated record. Gene Ontology annotation, molecular function: water channel activity.
GCGCUCCCGUUUACUAAACCAAGACUCAAUGAGUUCUACGAAGCCAGCGUGCAUAAGGAGCUGCGAUUACCCAUCGUAAGACGGCUCCCCGAUGCGUACAGAAACCACUUCAUCGCCAUGUGUGGCGAAUACGUCGGAACAGUGCUCUUCCUCUACUUCGCCUUAGCAGGCACACAAGUCGCCAACAACAUCCCGUCAUCCUCCGGUCUAACAGUGGCUCAAACCGGCUCGAAUCCGCAACAGCUGCAAUAUAUCGCCUUAUCCUUUGGUUUCUCUCUCGCCGUCAACGCCUGGGUCUUUUUCCGCAUAUCCGGAGGCCUUUUCAACCCUGCUGUCACGUUCGGUAUGUGCCUCAUCGGCGCGCUUCCCUGGUUCCGUGGCAUCCUUUUGUUCGGCGUCCAAAUCAUCGGAGGCAUUACCGCUGCGGCACUCGUCUCGUGCAUGUUUCCUGGCCCUCUCAAGGUCCAGACUUCGCUGGGCGGCAGCACGACCAUCGCGCAGGGCCUCUUCAUUGAGAUGUUUCUGACUGCCGAACUCGUCUUUACCAUCUUCAUGCUUGCGGCCGAGAAGCACAAGGGCACGUUCAUCGCACCCGUUGGUAUCGGGCUGUCGCUUUUCGUCGCCGAACUCACAGGCGUCUACUUCACAGGCGGUUCGCUCAACCCAGCGCGCAGCUUCGGCCCCGCCGUCAUCAACGGCUCUUUCGACGGCUACCACUGGAUAUACUGGCUGGGGCCGAUUCUGGGCUCCAUCGUCGCGGCCGGCUUCUACAAGUUCAUCAAGAUGCUCGAGUACGAGACGGCGAACCCGGACCAGGACGCCAUGCAAGCGGAGAUGCGGGCGCAGGCCAAGGUGCUCGAGGCGCACCAGGCGCGGCUGCAGCAGCUGCGCAGCAGGAGCGGCAGCGCCAGCAGCGGCGGGAGCAGCCUCGAUGGCGGCACCGUCGUCGCUAGUAACACCAACGAGCACAGCAGCAGCGCCGCCGCCGCCGUUGCUGCUCACGCUGCUGCUCCCGCUCAUGGCACCGCCGACACGAGCUCUCUCGGUGUCCCGCCCACGCCCGUCAAUUCAAACGCCUCGGGCAAUGGGGGCGGCGUGCAGAUGCUGAGCGUGCUAGGCGGUGGGCUGGGCGCUGCCGGGCGUCGGCCCUUUACUGAGCGCGAGGGCAGCGGUAACAAUUCGCGGGUUCUGCGUGACAGCCCUGCCAUGGCGUAA